AUGUCGACUACUACCUUGACAGCGAAGGUCGGAGGCCCACAGCUCACCGCGUCGCAGUUCUGGACUACCAUCGCGUGCGUUCAAAAGCUUAAGUUCGGUCCAAUUACGAUUCCGAAACCGUGCGAAUGGUGUCACAAUCUUCGUGUCAAACAAACGCCCGUCAAGGCUGGGUACCGGCGCAUCGAGUUCCGUACCUUCAUUCGCUCAAAGCAUGACUUUGAGACCGGUUCCGCCGAUGGGUGCCGCUGGUGUACUGCUAUUGUUCAAACUCUUGACCGUCUUAAACUAUCUCCUUUACAUUGUCAGCGAGUUGUUCUCUUCAUGUUCAAGAGAGGAGGUUGUCAGCUGAGCGUGCCCAUGGCACGUGUCACUGUACAAUUCUACACCCCUACUGGAUACCCUCCUGUCUGGGAUGGCAUCACACAGGGCUACGAGAUGAGUACCUCUGGAGAUGUUGAUCAAACGGCUGAAUUCAUUCGCUCCUGCAUCCGGAACUGUGACGAAAACCACCCUUUCUGCAAGCCUCAAUCCCCAACGAUGCCAACAAGAGUCAUACAUGUCGGCAAUGCGGAAGAUAUCCAGGUACGACUGGUUGAAACCGCUGGAAUUCACCCAACUCCCUACACCGCGCUCAGUUACUGUUGGGGCAAGAGUGGGAAUUUUGUGACCACAAAAGGAACUAUCGACGAUCACAAGAGAGUCCUCAAUGUAGAUGACUUUCCACAGACGGUUAGAGACGCUGUGAAAAUCACAAGAGGGCUUGGCUUGAAAUACCUCUGGGUAGAUGCGAUUUGCAUCAUUCAGGACUCCGCUGAAGACUGGGAAAAGGAGGCCUCGAAGAUGGCUUCCGUAUACAGUGACGCAUAUUUCACCAUUUCCGCUGCAACAGCUCACACCUCUACUGAGGGGUUCAUCUCUCAGAAACACGAGGUGGCCCUUCAACAACAGCCAUUACGUAUGAAUUGGCGCACCGAUCGAGGCAAGCUGUCCAUACUUGCAGCUCGAGUCAUUCCAGAGGCAGAUGAUCAUGUGAAAACCAUUACUGGAGAUCGCAAGCCGAAGCUUCCGCUCAUGACGAGAGGUUGGACUUUGCAGGAGGAACUUCUCUCACGCAGGACUGUGACAUACACAGAACAUGAGUUGUGGUGGACCUGCCAAACUGAGAGAGACUGCGAAUGCCACACCUUCAAAGAAGUUUCUACAAACACCCAGACGACUUUAUUUUCCCCCAAAGAUAUGACGAGUCCGCAUGUUGCGUUUGGACAGUGGCGUGAUAUUGCAUCAGCUGGUGGCCAGGUCGACUUUUUCAAAGGACCGUAUGUUGAACCAGGUUCAAAGGCAAACCAAUGGGUCUCCAAGGCUGUCGCUGUUGAUGCCAGCACUACUACCAGCAACAAUAACCCGCUAGGAAAUGUGACGGCCGGUUACAUUACUUUGCGUGGUCGGAUCUUUCAAGCGACCCUCGAAGUAGUUGCCACACGCCGUGGCAGGUUUAGGUCGUAUGGAAUCAAGAAUAACGGAGACUCGGUCGAGUUCCAUCCCGAUGCACGUCUGGAGAGGUUCCAGUUGGGCUUGAACGAUACCAUGAAGGGGGAAGAUGCCGCGGUUCGUCGCUCGCCAGCUCGCUCCGAGGUUAAGCCGGCUGGCACAGAGUCGCCAGUCAUGUUGCUCCAUCUUGGAGACUGGGCUGUCGCUGAGGAAAAGCUCGUAGACAUGACCUAUCUUGUUUUAGGAAGAUCUCCAGCGGAUACAAGUAAGUAUGAGAGGCUGGGUCUUGCGUAUCAAGAAGUACAGCUUGGUUGUGAGGAAGAUGCCGUCAGGGAUGCAUGGGAGGGUGAUGUCACUGUCUUGUGA
Messenger RNA from Colletotrichum paranaense, 1854 nucleotides. Its product is annotated as heterokaryon incompatibility protein. The record is from RefSeq and is a predicted model, not a curated record. Bases 1 to 1854 code for a protein of 617 amino acids. The transcript has 4 exons. Lineage: Eukaryota; Fungi; Ascomycota; Sordariomycetes; Glomerellales; Glomerellaceae.